Salvia splendens (bonfire salvia) is the source of this 2344-nucleotide messenger RNA. Its product is annotated as splicing factor U2af large subunit B. The transcript has 15 exons. Gene Ontology annotation, molecular function: RNA binding. The record is from RefSeq and is a predicted model, not a curated record. The coding region runs from base 136 to 1851 and encodes 571 amino acids. NCBI's taxonomy places the organism in Eukaryota, Viridiplantae, Streptophyta, Magnoliopsida, Lamiales, Lamiaceae. Gene Ontology annotation, biological process: mRNA processing. Gene Ontology annotation, cellular component: nucleus.
GGCCCAAAACACACCAAUCUACAACCCCCCGCCGCCUCAGCCAACCCCCCGCCGCCGUGCUCUCUGUUCUACUCUGCUUCAACUCAGCCACAUAGCCCUAAUUUUCUGUCCAUAAGGCUCAAACACUGUUUUCAGAUGGCAACUCAUGAGGCUGAUGGAAAUUCCCUGUCUCCAUCUCGUAUAGAAUCACCCGAACUAGAAGCCAUGCAGGAGAAAGCUCACAAAGGUUCUUCAAGUUCUGGAUCCAAGCAUGAAUCUCGUGAACAUGCAAGAGAUAGGGAGAGGGAAUCUAAAAGCAGGGACAGGGAGAGGGAAAGAGGUAGUAGAGACAAAGAUAGAGACAGGGACAAAGAGAGGAAUAGGGAUCGGGAAAGGGAGAGGGGUAGAGACAGAGAUGGGGAAAGGGAACGGGAUAAGGAUCGUGAUCGACAUCACCCAGAUCGCCACAGAGAUCGAAGUGAGAGAAGGGAGAGGACCAGAGAUAGGGGUGAUGAGGAUGACUACUACCGAAGCAGAGACUAUGACAGACGGAAAGAUUAUGAUAAAGAUAGGGAAGAAAGGCACCGACACAGAUCUAGGUCUCGUUCAAGGGCUAAAUCUGAGCACAGAUCAAGGUCGCGUUCCCGUUCACGUUCUAAAAGCAAAAGGAUGAGUGGUUUUGACAUGGCUCCUGCUGCCUUGCUUCCAAAUACUGCUGCUGCUGUAGCAGGUCAGCUUCCUGGAGCCACCCCCACAAUUCCUGGAAUGUUCCCCAGUAUGUUACCUUUGCCAGGAGGACAGUUUGGAGCCCUCCCUGUUAUGCCAGUGCAGGCAAUGACUCAGCAGGCUACCAGGCAUGCUCGCAGGGUAUAUGUUGGUGGUCUUCCGCCUACUGCUAAUGAACAGUCUGUGGCAACGUUCUUUAGUCAUGUUAUGUCAGCAAUUGGAGGAAAUACUGCUGGUCCAGGAGAUGCCGUGGUAAAUGUUUACAUUAACCAUGAAAAGAAAUUUGCUUUUGUGGAGAUGAGAUCAGUUGAAGAGGCUAGCAAUGCAAUGGCUUUAGAUGGCAUUAUUUUUGAGGGUGCCCCAGUUAAAGUUAGAAGACCGAGUGACUAUAACCCCUCGCUUGCUGCCACUCUGGGCCCCAGUCAACCUAAUCCCAAUCUGAAUCUUGCAGCUGUUGGGUUAACACCAGGAUCUGCUGGGGGGCUUGAAGGCCCUGACCGCAUAUUUGUUGGUGGGUUGCCGUAUUAUUUCACGGAGUCGCAAAUCAGGGAGCUGCUCGAAUCCUUUGGACCACUUCGGGGUUUUGAUCUAGUUAAAGAUAGAGAAACAGGGAACUCCAAAGGCUAUGCAUUUUGUGUUUACCAGGACUUAUCUGUUACAGAUAUUGCUUGUGCAGCUCUUAAUGGGAUAAAGAUGGGUGAUAAAACGCUUACUGUUAGGCGUGCUAAUCAAGGCACGACACAGCCUAAACCCGAGCAGGAGAGCGUGUUAUUGCAUGCACAACAACAAAUUGCAUUACAGAGACUCAUGUUAGCACCUAAUAUUGAACCCAUUACAAAGGUUGUUUGCUUAACAAAUGUGGUUACCCCCGAUGAGCUCAUGAAUGACGAUGAUUAUGAAGAUAUACUCGAAGACAUGAGAACUGAAUGUGGGAAGUUUGGUAUGUUGGUGAACUUAGUAAUUCCUCGUCCCGUUGCUGGUGUAGAAAAUGCACCAGGUGUAGGGAAGGUGUAUUUGGAAUACGCGGACACUGAAAGUGCUGUAAAAGCUCGGCAAGGACUGAAUGGAAGGAAAUUCGGUGGAAAUGAGGUUGUUGCAGUUUUCUACCCAGAAGAUAAGUUUUCGGAGGGAGAUUACAGCGGAUAGUGUAGGACUGGAAAGUUUUAGGCUUGCUUUAUAAUACAAGCAAGUUUCACUUUUGAAUUAGAUAUUAUAAAAAAAUUUGCAGGUAUGUUGGUGAACUUAGUAAUUCCUCGUCCCGUUGCUGGUGUAGAAAAUGCACCAGGUGUAGGGAAGGUGUAUUUGGAAUAUGCGGACACUGAAAGUGCUGUAAAAGCUCGGCAAGGACUGAAUGGAAGGAAAUUCGGUGGAAAUGAGGUUGUUGCAGUUUUCUACCCAGAAGAUAAGUUUUCGGAGGGAGAUUACAGCGGAUAGUGUUCCCUAUUGUAGGAAGUUAACUUAUUUGGAUUUGAAGUAGGUUUUAUUGCAAUGGCCUAUUGUGGUUAUGUUCUGCGCUUCUAAAACUAUGUCUAUGUGGUAAGGUGUUAUGAUUUUUUAUAGGAUGUUUUGUAUUCUGCUCUUGCUACCUUGUUUUAUUGAAGAUGCGUAACUAUUAAUAGAACUUCAUUUGUCCAUGAUA